CAUAAAAGUUGGUGUGAAGAUAAAUUUAAUUUCCACUUUGACACAGUGCACGUUAAGCUGCCAACAGUGGUGCUGAUAAGUCUCUGUUAUGUGUUACCUGAGCCUUUUGUGGCCUGCACUCUCACUGCGUUACAUAAAUGAUGGAUGGCUCCAGCGGCCUGACAGCGCGGUCCGCCGCUGCAGUACCACCGCUGUCCGGAAGAUGGCGCUAUCUGCCCGCACGGCUCUCGGAGCGCAGCGGGGAGGCACCAUUGACUGGAGCCUAACGACCAUUAUUUCGUCAUCAUUUGUAACCAUGGAGCAUGAAUUACCUCUUGAAGUCAUCAGUGAGGAUUUACGACUGGUCAACAAAGGCACGUGAUUCCAGAACGCUCUCCCAUAUUUGGCCGCAUACCUGGCAAAGUACAGUAGGGGCUUCAUUGCUUAUAAUUCAUGAUUGCGUCCAUAAAUCGUGCAAGCACACAGGAUUAUAGCGACAAAGAUCUACAAAUCGAGGCUUUAAAAAUCCAAGCAAAUGAGCUCUUACUUUGUAAACUCGUUCUCAGGGCGCUAUCCAAAUGGCUCCGACUAUCAGUUACUAAAUUAUGGGACUAACGGCGCUGUGAGCGGUUCCUUCAGAGACCCUGGCACCAUGCACUCCGGGUCUUUCGGCUACAACUACAAUGGCAUGGACCUAACCGUGAACCGCACCAACACCGGCAGCCACUUCGGGGCGGUGAGAGAGGAUGCCCGGGGAUUCGGGCCGGACGCCCGCUACAGACAGACGCCCAACUGCUCGCUCUCCUCCCCGGAUCCCGUGCCGCGCGCCGGGGGGGGCGGGGAGCCUCUGGAACUAAAAAGCCCCUCUCCCCCGUCUGACCGUAGCGCGAACUCCGGCGGCAACGGCCUCAACAAAAGCAACAGCGCCCAUUUCACAGAGAUAGAGGACGCCACCGUCGCCUCCGAGACCGAGGACGGAGCGCACGGCAGCGGCGCGUCUAGCACGGUACCACGGGCGCAGCAGCAACAGCAGCAGCAACAGCAACAACAGCAGCAGCAGCAGCAGCAGCACCAGGAACCCAACGCCACUUCAUCCACUCCUACAACAAAUGAUUGCCAAACGCCACAAAUAUUCCCCUGGAUGCGGAAACUGCACAUAAGCCACGAUAUGACUGGACCAGAUGGGAAAAGGGCCCGAACCGCGUACACCCGCUACCAGACGCUAGAGCUGGAGAAAGAGUUUCACUUCAAUAGGUACCUAACCAGACGGCGGAGGAUAGAGAUAGCCCACGCCCUGUGUCUUUCCGAAAGACAGAUCAAAAUCUGGUUUCAGAACCGCAGGAUGAAGUGGAAGAAGGACAAUAAACUGAAAAGCAUGAGCCUGGUGACAGGAGCGAGCGCCUUCCACAACUGAAUAACUUUUUGUGGAGGAAGGGGGAAAAAAAUUAAACAUGAAAAUAAUCAUAAUAAUGAUGAUGAUGCUGAAAAUGAUGAUAAAAAAAGAGGAAAAAAGAAAACAAAGAAAUCCAUGAGUACUGUAAAGCUAUUGAAAGCGCAGCACCUUCCAGCAUGCCAUUGUGAUAGAAAAAUAAGUAUUCAGUGGUCUUAAAAUGACAUUUUUUUUAGUUGAGUGUCGUUGUUCUAUGAUAGCUUAGAUGUUCUACUUGGAAAAGAAGAUGUAAAUAUUACUGGGGUUAUUAAUUGUCCAUGCUCUUUGCUCUCUCUCUGUCUGUCUCUUAUCUUGAAGGUGUUAAACUUGAGCUCUUUAUUGUAACUUCUCCACGGUCUAACAGGAGUAACAAAAAAAAAAUCCAUUGUACAGUUAAAAAAAAAAAAAAUCUUUUCAAACCAUAUGCUGCUCUUCAUUGAAUGUAAUGUAUUUCCGGGGCCAGUUGAAGCGCUUCAGUGUAACUUUUAACAGCUUUUGAUGGUAAUAUCUUGUGGCCAGAUCUCAUCAACUUUCAGACAUAGGAAAAAAAAAAAAUAAAAAAAAUAAAUAACAAGCCAACGGUUGUAGCUCUAUAGGACAUUUUGUGGAUCUGUUAUUAUUAUGAUUAUUGUUUAGAGCUAAUUAUGAGCAAUGCAAAUGUAUUCAACCUGUCAAUGUGAUAAAUUUUUAGUGCAAAGGGUAAUUAUUCUGUGGAUAUAUAGGCAGUGAUGUAAGCUUUUUUUUUUCCGCCAAUAAGCUUUUUGUAUUUGUAAGUGAACUCACAGCGCUUGAAAAAAAAUAAAAGUUUCUCCCAUUACUUUAAACGUGUCUCACUCUGUUAUCAAUUAAAAUAAUAUGGGGCGGGGGUUGUUUUAAGAGUUUUUGAACAACAACAAACCGGGUGCGGAACAAAUUCUGCUCGGUUCUUAGCGGGAUUCAGACAAAUUAAUGAUUAAUCUGCAGGAACAUUUCGGAUGCCAAUUGAACAACAAUAUUUUACAGCCCUACUUGGAGGCAUUUCCUACAGAAAGAAAUUGAAAACCUUACCUCGUGUGCUCUCACUGCAGCAUGAAACGUGCUGGCAAUUUCACGACGUGAAUUUUGACGAUUUAGAAAAAUCUCAACACCAAAAACCGAGCCUGGCUUUGUCUUACAGGUAUAUAGUCAGGGCAGAAGUUGG
Cynoglossus semilaevis (tongue sole) is the source of this 2588-nucleotide messenger RNA. It is a transcript of the gene hoxb5b, whose product is annotated as homeobox B5b. Gene Ontology annotation, cellular component: nucleus. Lineage: Eukaryota; Metazoa; Chordata; Actinopteri; Pleuronectiformes; Cynoglossidae. The record is from RefSeq and is a predicted model, not a curated record. Gene Ontology annotation, molecular function: DNA-binding transcription factor activity, RNA polymerase II-specific; RNA polymerase II cis-regulatory region sequence-specific DNA binding. Gene Ontology annotation, biological process: anterior/posterior pattern specification; regulation of transcription by RNA polymerase II. The transcript is spliced from 2 exons. The coding region runs from base 515 to 1393 and encodes 292 amino acids.